This is a messenger RNA of Acanthamoeba castellanii str. Neff, 2556 nucleotides long. Its product is annotated as HEAT repeat domain containing protein. The transcript has 15 exons. Gene Ontology annotation, molecular function: microtubule plus end polymerase activity; microtubule plus-end binding. Gene Ontology annotation, biological process: establishment or maintenance of microtubule cytoskeleton polarity; mitotic spindle organization; microtubule polymerization. The coding region runs from base 1 to 2556 and encodes 851 amino acids. NCBI's taxonomy places the organism in Eukaryota, Discosea, Longamoebia, Acanthamoebidae. Gene Ontology annotation, cellular component: kinetochore; centrosome; microtubule plus-end. The record is from RefSeq and is a predicted model, not a curated record.
AUGGAUUUGCAGAAGCGGUUGAUAUCGAAGCAAUGGCAGGACCGCAUCAAGGCCUACGAAGAUCUGGGCGACCUCCUGGUGCGGGACGUCGGGGGCGACGCGGUGGCCCGCUACGCGCCCUUUCUCAAGCGCAUGGUGGCCGACACCGCCAACCCGCGCGCCCAGGAGGCCGCACUCUCCACCCUCGUCUCCUUCCUCCAGCACCUCGCCACCCUACGUGACCCAUCGCGAGCGUGUCCUGCCGAGCUGAGGAACCAGGUGGGCGAGACCUCGCUCGCGCUGGUGGACAAAUGCCUCGCCGGACGAUCGACGACCAAGGAGAAGGCCAUCCAAGCGCUCCUCCUCUUCAUGCAGAUCGGAGCUGUCGAACCCGUCCUGAACCAACUGCUCAAGGGCUGCCAAAACAAGGUGGCCAAGGUGGCAGCCAGCUGCCUUUUCUGCUUGAAGGAAGCCAUCAGGCUGUUCGGCGCGCCCAGCCCCAUAGCGCCGGAGCCCGUGCUGCCCAUAUUGAAGGCCAGCUUUGAUCACAGCGUGCAGGAGGUGCGCACCGAGGCCCUGCAGCUCACCGUCGAGUUCCAUUCUUGGCUCGGCUCCUCCUUCGACGCCUCCAUUCAAGACAUGCAGCUGCGACCGGCGCAAAUCAAGGAGCUGGAGGCGGCCUAUGAGGCCAAGGCGACCAAAGACCCCACUCCGCCCACACCUGAGCGGAAGGUCCUGCACUGCUCCGGCGGAAAAAUCACCACCCGAACGCCAGGGGACAGCCAGAAGAGGUUGUCAUCGAGUCGCGACGAAGAUGAGCUGUCUCGAGAGUUGGAGGCUGCGGCAAGUGAGGGUUCGUUCUCCCUGGAUGCCGUGGACGAGUCCAGCAGCAGCUUCGACAACGGAGUGCCCGUCGAGAUACUGGUCCCUGGCCAACCCAGGGAGGAAGAGGCGCGCGUUGGUAAGCUACCGAAGCGGGAGUGGAAGGAGACGUCGAAUCUCCCGCCCAUCAGUCUGCUGUCCAUGCUCACGACCGAGUGGUAUCGUGAGAUGACCACGGGCGUAUGGCAGAAGCGGAAGGAGCAGCUGGACAACCUCGUUUCGUGGUGCGGCACCCCGCCGCAGCGCCUGCAGACUGGCGACUACACCAAGCUCAUCAAGACGCUACGUGAGAUGCUGGGCGACAGCACGACUACGACGGUCGUGGCCGCCAGCGCGAUCAAGGCCAUCGGGGCGCUGGCCAAGGGCCUCGGGCGCGACUUCCUCCCGUACGGCAAGAAGCUGGUGCCCAUCCUCCUGGACGACUUCAAGACCAAGAAGUCCCUCGUCGGCGCCGUCAUCCACGACGUGCUCGACGACAUGCACAACUCCUGCUUCUCCAUCUCUGGCACCGAGUGCCUCAAGUGGCUCAAGCGCUGCGUGGCCAACACUCAGGGCGCGACCGUGACCAACCUGGGUCCGCUGUCGGAGCUCCUCCUCAAAUGCGUCGACGACAGCCAGGCGGAGGUGCGGGACGGCGCAUAUGCGGUCAUCAGCCUCCUCCACAAAUUCCACGGCGACGCCCUUACCCAGGAGCUCUCUGAGGGCGACCUAGACCGCGCGCGAUUGAGUAAGCUGAAGGAACUGACCCGAAGCGGCAGUGGCGUGCUGGAACGGCGGCUCGGCGGCGCCGUCGCCAUCGGCCUCACGCACCCCGUCUCGCCCGCGCUCGAUCUCACGCAACGGCGGCGGGGACCGACGGGACAGCAGCAGCGGUGCCGAGGCAUCGCCCUUCUCGACCCCCAACAGAGCCCCGACCGCGGCGCCGGCCACACGAGUGCGGCCCACGUCGCUCAACCUGAGCUCGGCCUCCUCACCUUCGCCGGCUGCCGCGACUUCACCCGCAUCGCCGGCCUCGACGACCACGUCAUCGGCCUCGACCACGCCGUCAUCAGCAUCGGCGGGCUCGACAGCCGGCAGCACGACCACGAAGCCCUCGGCGCAGAGCAGUCGCGUCGCGUCGGCGUCGGCCUUGAACGCGAGCCGGGACGACGAAAGCGAGCUGCUGACGUCAUACACGCCCAAGGCCUCGUCGUCUACAGACUCCCCACGAGGGAGAGCCUGAGCGCGCUGCGGGUGGGGCUCGCGCGGCAGCUGGAAGCGGUGGAGCAGCGGCUCGAGGAGGCCGAGGCCAGGAGCGCGGAGGACCACCAUUUUGCGGCGGACAUGCACGCCUGGAACCUCCAGCUCCUCGCCCAGCAGAAGGCCGACCAGCAGAGGAUCCGAGAACUCGAAGAGAUGUGCAAGGCGCUGAUGGAGGAGAAGGAGGAGCGAGGAGGCAAUGGCAACGACAGUGGCGAUAAUUACCUGCCGCGCCAAGAGGAGCUCCAGACGAUGACGCGGGACCAACUCAACGAAGUCGAGAGGCGACAGGAAGAAUACCUCCUCACCAUCCGCAAGAUCAAGGUCCACCUCUUCCCCCACACCAGAGCAUUGAUGAAGUUAGCCAUCUUGUCUGACACGUCUUCUCUCAUAUCUGCUCUUAUUUGUUUGUUAUCUGUUAUUUGUUAUUUCCCACAGAUCAGCCUCAUUCGGUGA